AUGGUAGAUAGUGAAAAAUUAGAAGAUUUGCGAAAAAAAUUAUUAGAAGAAAUACAAGAAGCAAUUGAUUAUCUUAAAGAAAUAGGCCAAACAUUAGUAGCCAAUCUUUUAAUUUGGUUAAGUUAUUUAAUAGAUUUACUAAUAAAAUAUGGUAUAAUUGCAGUUAUUGGAUUUUCAACAGGAAUAUUUCUUAUAAUUUUGAUUACAGUUCUUAUUACCUUUUUUAUUACAAAAAGUUGUUAUCAAAAUUCAAACGAUGAUGAGAAUUAA
Molecule: messenger RNA, 270 nt
Organism: Hepatospora eriocheir
Lineage: Eukaryota; Fungi; Microsporidia; Hepatosporidae
Source: the annotation of a GenBank genome assembly